CGUCAUCUACAAGUCUUCUCUCCCUUUAAUGGUCUUUUAAAGGUCUCACAGGCUCAUCUCUCAAAAGUUGUAUCACGCUUUAUGCAGUCCGGUCUGAAAUGUCACCACCAGAGUUUGCCACUGUCAAAAGAACCUUUCUGAAAUUUAUGGAUGAGGGAGGGAAGGUGUGGUUCUUCAAAUCGAGGCACGGAACCCGGCAUUGGUGUUAAUAAUGGUGCAGGAACACUUCAUCGAUUUGAACGCGCAGAAGAUCGUCGUGCUCCACAAUGGGAUUGUUACAGUCGCAGCUGGAGAGAGCAUUUGGUCUGACCAUAUCAUCGAGCGCUUAGAAGAGAGGAUUAUCAAUGGGGAAAACUUGACGCCAUCAAUGUGUUCGGAGUUCACCAAUUUUUUCUUGAACAACCCCAAUGGCUUCAAUAGGGGUCCAGGGCUUCCAGACGACUUCAACAUCAACGACAUUGAGAAAUGCGAUAUCUUGUUUGCGGGAUUUGUUCCUGACCCUUGUAAUGAUGAAGGAUCUCGCCCUAGCUUAUUCUUCGGGAAUAAACAUGAUUCCAUUGAGAUAGUCGAUGCAAACCGAGAUAUUGCUGACCUCCCAGAAGGAGAAUUUGUUACAACAUUUGCAGCCGUAGGAACUGGGGAUGACUUUGCUGAACAUGUUCUCGGACAAAACGUGGACUCUCUUGCUGAUGGGAGGCUUAUGCGAGAUGUGCAUGCCAGAAAAAUCUUGAAGGCAAUGCGUGCCGCUUUUCUUGCAGAUCCAGAAAACACUGGUGGGUUUGUCAACAUGGCACAUGUAACCAGACGUGGCCUUGGUGGUAUGAUUAGGUUUGGCCCUGAUCUUGGGGAAGAGAUACGCCGGUUGAAGCGUGCUGAGAACAGAAUGAGGAGGAUUCAUGAGAAUAGAAUGAGGAGGUUGAGAAUGCUAUGCAAGUUGAACCGUUUUCGAUAUGCAAGAUGAAGGCAAGAAGAAGAAAGAGUAGUUAAAGAAGAGAAGAAACUUUUUACUACCUGUUUAGGAGAAUUAUUUUUACAAAUAUAUAUUACUAGGAUUUUUGAAGUCAAAGAGGAAGGGGAUUAAACUGGUAUAUGAAUAUUCUCUGUUUUCCAUUUAAAAAAUCGUCCUGGGCUUUUGGAAACAUUGAGAUCUUUGUUUUCCUCUUUGUUUUAUUUCGUGGCAGAGGUUUUAAUGGGAUUUGGCACGAGGUUUUGGUUAGUUGUUUAAAAUGAAUAUCUAUUAGUAGGUUUUUCCUAUG
This is a messenger RNA of Papaver somniferum (opium poppy), 1256 nucleotides long. RefSeq lists its product as uncharacterized. The transcript is spliced from 6 exons. Lineage: Eukaryota; Viridiplantae; Streptophyta; Magnoliopsida; Ranunculales; Papaveraceae. The coding region runs from base 212 to 961 and encodes 249 amino acids. The record is from RefSeq and is a predicted model, not a curated record.